Menidia menidia (Atlantic silverside) is the source of this 1803-nucleotide messenger RNA. NCBI's taxonomy places the organism in Eukaryota, Metazoa, Chordata, Actinopteri, Atheriniformes, Atherinopsidae. The record is from the annotation of a GenBank genome assembly.
AUGAGGGCAAACUGGGAACCCGCCCCUCCGAGAACAGAGACUGCCACUGUGGCCCUCAGCGUGCCCGUGUUCCCCUGCGGAGGCCACCUGGUCACAGACUCCGGCAUCGUGGCCAGCGAAGGCUUCCCCAGCUACUACAAACCCAACAGCAAAUGCAUCUGGUACAUCACUGUCCCAGAGGGUCACGUGGUCAUGCUCUCCUUCCGUCUCUUCGACAUGGAGGCCGACCCCACCUGUCGCUACGACUACCUGGACGUCUACAACGGCCACUCCCGCCUGGUGCAGAAGCUGGGCCGCUUCUGCGGGACCUUCAGGCCCGGCGCGCUCAUCUCCACCUCCAACACCAUGAUGCUGGAGAUGGUGUCGGACGACGCCACGGGGGGGAGGGGCUUUCUGGCCUCCUUCAACGCCGGGAAGCCGCACAUGGAAGAGGACCAGUUCUGCGGAGGUCGCUUGACCAAACCUGACGGCUCUGUCAAGACGCCCAACUGGCCCAACUCCAAUUACCCAGCAGGUAUCAGCUGCUCCUGGCACAUCUCCGUAGAGCCCAGUAAUGUGAUUGAGCUGAAGUUCGACAAGAUGGAUCUGGAGCCCGACACCUACUGUCGCUAUGACUACGUGGCCUUGUUUAACGGCGGGGAGACCGACGACUCCAGGAGGAUUGGGAAAUUCUGUGGAGACAGACCCCCGGGGACCAUAGUGACCAACGGCAACGAACUCCUCGUCCAGUUUGUGUCUGAUCUGAGUGUGACUUCAGAUGGAUUCAUGGCCCACUACUCCAGCGUGCCCCGGGGGUCCCGCAGACCCACCGCCGGGGGAGACUUCAUCUACGGGCCUAAGACCACGUCCAUGCCACGCAUACCAACCAUCACGCCAAGGAAACCCGUCAAACCAACAUCUAAAACCAGUCCUAAACCGUCUCCCAAACCUGGGCCUAAACCAACCAAACCGCCCAAAGUGAUUCCAAAAACAACACCUAAGCCAACCAGUAAGCCCAGACCAGGUCUCCAGCCCAAACCGACCUCCAAACCGGUGAAAAAACCACCGGUGAGGACUCCGCUGGUAAAGAAACCCCCGCUGCGUAAACCUACCCCCAAACCCGCGGUCAAACCCACGCCCAAGCCCAAACCAGCCAAACCCACGCCCAAGCCCCCAGCGAGGAAACCCACCGUCAAACCAGGAACCAGGACGAAGGUGAUGAAGGUAAUGAAGCCUACGGUCAAACCCAGCCUGAGGACCAAGUCCACGCGCAAGCCCAUGGUGAUCAAGCCCACCAUGAGACCUCGAGUCAAACCUCUGAAGCCCACCCCGAAGACUGCAGCCAGACCCACCGCCAAACCCAAAGUCAAGCCCACGCCGUCCCCCAAACCGGCGGGACCCAGCAGGACGGCGACCAAAAAGCCCCCAGUCAGCAAGAAGCCUCUGCCUCUGAACCCGAUGUGCACGCAGCCCUGUAAGAGAACCGGAACGCUCCAGUCCAGCUUCUGCCCUCAUGACUUUGUGUUUACGGGUAGGAUAACAAAUCUGUCUGCUGGUCCAAUGGGUUCGGUGACGGUCGAUGUAUCCUUGAUCAAGACCUACAAGACAGGAAGCCUCAAAAUCGUGAAAACAGGACCCAUAAAGUCGGUCACGCUGGCCUCCGACUGCAAGAGAUGUCCCGGCCUGGUCAAAGGAAAAAACUACGUGCUGAUGGGAAAAGUCGACCCAGAGGGCAAAAGUCACCUGAGCCCCUCCAGCUUCACCCUCCUCUAUAAGCCCAUUCACGCCAAAGCAUUGGACAUCCUUUCCCGUAAAUCCUGCUGA